Messenger RNA from Aspergillus steynii IBT 23096, 1463 nucleotides. Its product is annotated as TauD/TfdA family dioxygenase. The coding region runs from base 1 to 1197 and encodes 398 amino acids. Gene Ontology annotation, molecular function: oxidoreductase activity. NCBI's taxonomy places the organism in Eukaryota, Fungi, Ascomycota, Eurotiomycetes, Eurotiales, Aspergillaceae. The record is from RefSeq and is a predicted model, not a curated record. The transcript has 4 exons.
AUGGUCGAAACUCAACGGGCGCAGCCUGAUAUCCAGUAUCACCCGGAUUUCGCAAAGUACCAAGCACGCACCCAACGCCGGCAGGAGCAUGAGACCCUCGCAACCACCUUGCCUCAAGGCUUCCCAGCGAAAUUGUCCUCGCCCCUAGUUUGGCACGGAAAGGACAUUGAGCGUCAAGAGGAUUGGGUUUACACACUGAGUGCGGAACAGUUGGAUGAACUUGAUGCGGCCCUCAGGGCUUUUCAAGCUCUUCGUCUCCCUCCGGGACACAUCAAUAACGAAACGUUUCAGCUGCCAACACUACGGCCUGUACUUCGUGGUUUGUCAAGGGACUUGCAUCUCGGACGUGGCUUUUUUGUGCUGCGCGGGCUCCGCGUGGAUCAGUAUUCGCGUGAAGAGAACAUUAUUAUCUACGCGGGCGUAUCGUCACACGUUGGCAACAUUCGUGGCCGCCAGGAAGACAAACGCUUUUCCGACGGGACUUCCCUGGUUCUUUCCCACAUCAAAGAUCUAUCCACAAAGGUCGACAGCGGCAAGAUUGGUGCGCCGUCUAAUACCGCCGAUAAGCAGGUUUUUCAUACCGAUGCUGGGGAUAUAAUCUCUCUACUGUGCUUGAAUCCGGCUGCCGAAGGAGGACAGAGCUAUAUUUCGAGUAGCUGGCACGUGUAUAACAUUCUGGCGCAAACCAGACCAGACUUGAUCCAUACACUGUCCCAAGAUUGGCCCGUUGAUGGAUUUGGCAAUGUCGAAAAGCCUUACACCAAUCGACCCCUGUUGUAUCAUCAACCUGCCACCGCGUCGUCCCCGGAGCGAGUUUUGAUCCAGUAUGCGCGCCGCUAUUUCACGGGUUUUCUCUCGCAGCCUCGAUCUUCCGAUAUCCCACCAAUCACCGAAGCGCAGGCGGAGGCGCUUGAUGCCUUGCAUUUUCUGGCGGAGCAAAAUCGUGCUUCCUUAGACUUCCAGAAGGGUGACAUUCAAUACGUCAACAAUUUGAGCAUCUUUCACGCCCGGAACGGAUUCAAGGAUGAGCCCGGGAACGAGCGACAUUUAAUGAGGCUCUGGCUUCGUGAUCCCGAAUACGCCUGGGAGACGCCGGAGCCACUUCGUGCUCGCUGGGACAAUGUAUACAAGGAUGUCCAUGCUGCUGAGCAGGUUUUCCCUUUCGAGCCAAGGCUUCGACGGACGGUUGGGUCUUGACUUCGUUGUAAAUUAACACGAAUGCUCGCGUGAGAGACUAUGAGUGCGAGACUAUGAGUGCGUAAGGCUUCAACGAACCUACUGCAGUUACGCCAGGUGCAGCAAUGGUCAUCUUCAAGUUAAGCCGUAUAGAAUAUGGUUCAAUCUCUAGUGUAGCUGUAGACUGUCAUCGGAGAUCAAUAUGUAUAUACUUCAUCAGCUACCACAGCAAUCAAGAACCAGGACGAAUUGCCGGAUCGUGGCAUGCUAAUGCCGGCCCAGACCAG